AUGGUGUUAAUACAACAAAAUGGAAUUGAUAGAGCAGACACUGAAUCAGACCGUAUGGACAUGUUCCAUAAUAAUUUUCGUGGGAUGUGGAACGAGCUUUACAGCGCUUGCGCCGAGAACAAGCGCCGCAGAGGCCAAUCGAUACGCGCAUUCCUCAGCCUCGCCAAGUCGUUCUGCUAUCAACUCACUAUGCAUCACACAAUCGAAGAGCGGCACCUUUUCCCCGAACUAGCCGUGAGAAUGCCAGAGUUUCGCAAGGAGCUUAGCUUACUCAGCCAGCAUCACGAGAUUCAUCAGGGACUGGAGAAAUUGAAAGCAUACGUGACCAAGUGUCGUACUGGCGAGACAGAGCUACAGCUGACACAUAUGAAAGCCUUGAUGGAUAACUUUGGUGGUGUUUUGUGGGCACAUUUGAAUGACGAGGUCAUGGCCCUGGGUGCGGAGAAUAUGAGGAAGUAUUGGAAUUUACAUGAAAUGGCCCUCUUGUAUCGAUGA
Aspergillus chevalieri is the source of this 495-nucleotide messenger RNA. Its product is annotated as hemerythrin domain-containing protein. The transcript has 3 exons. The coding region runs from base 1 to 495 and encodes 164 amino acids. NCBI's taxonomy places the organism in Eukaryota, Fungi, Ascomycota, Eurotiomycetes, Eurotiales, Aspergillaceae. The record is from RefSeq and is a predicted model, not a curated record.